AUGGCCGAGAUGUUCACCCCAGCGCCAGCUCCCAAGACGGAGCUCGGUCGUUACCGGGUUCUUUCUUCCACCGCCGGCGUGAGAGCCUCUCCGCUGCAGCUUGGAGCCAUGUCCAUUGGAGAAGCAUGGAACGACUUCAUGGGCUCCAUGAACAAGGAGAACUCCUUCAAGCUUGUGAGUACACGUCGUGGCAAGAUGGGCGACAAAGCUGACUUUUGUGCAACAGCUCGACGCCUUCGAGGACUGCGGCGGAAACUUCAUCGACACGGCAAACAAUUACCAAGACGAACAAUCCGAAGCUUGGAUCGGCGAGUGGAUGGAGAAGAAGCAGAACCGCGACUACUUCAUCAUUGCGACCAAAUUCACCACCAACUACGUCGUGGGCUCGGUAGGCAAGGGCAAGACGGUCAAUCACUGCGGCAACCACAAGAAAUCUCUCCGCAUGUCGCUGGACGCCAGUCUGAGGAAGCUGCGCACCGACUACAUCGAUAUCCUGUACUUGCACUGGUGGGAUUGGACAACGUCGAUUGAGGAGAUCAUGGACUCCCUGGAUGAGGUCGUCAAGCAGGGCAAGGUCUUGUACCUGGGCAUCUCGGACACCCCGGCGUACAUUGUGUCCGCUUGCAACCAGUACGCCAAGUCGAACGGCAAGACGCAGUUCAGCAUCUACCAGGGUCGCUGGAACGUCAUGCUGCGGUAAGUCUUGCGAUCAGAGAAGAGCUUCCUUCGAGACGUACUGAUGCUGUGGUGCACAGUGACAUGGAGCGCGAGAUCAUCCCCAUGGCCCGCCACUGGGGUAAGUAAAGACUUGAGUGAUAGGCAUCCAUUCACUCCCUAUACACCUACUUACGUAACACCAGGCAUGGCGCUCGCGCCCUGGGACGCCAUCGGCGGCGGGAAAUUCCAAUCCAAAAAAGAGCUCGAGAAGCGCAAGCAAAACAACGAGGGCCUGCGCAGCAUCAUGGGCCACGGCCAGACGGAACAGGAAGUCAAGGUCUCCGAAGCCCUCGAGCAAGUCGCCAACGAGCACGGCAUCGAAUCGCCCACCGUCGUCGCCCUCGCCUACGUCAUGGCCAAGGCACCCAACGUCUUCCCCAUCGUCGGCGGUCGCAAGGUCGAGCAUCUGCAGGCCAACAUCAAGUCGCUGGAGAUCAAGCUCACCGACAAGCAAAUCGAAUACCUGGAGAGCAUUGUUCCGUUCGAGCCGGGCUUCCCUAAUAAUUUCAUCGUAUGCAUAUCUCAUCUCUUCAUUCACCCACCGAGAGACAUUUAUGUUUAGAGCUCCCCUGCUGACGAGUUGCUUCUAGGGCGUGGACCCGCACAUCACCGGUCAGGCAACCUUCUUGACGGCUGCUGUUGCGCCCAUGGCUUUCGUCAAAGCUGGCAAGCCAAUUGGACAUGAAUAA
Messenger RNA from Lecanosticta acicola, 1406 nucleotides. The record is from the annotation of a GenBank genome assembly. NCBI's taxonomy places the organism in Eukaryota, Fungi, Ascomycota, Dothideomycetes, Mycosphaerellales, Mycosphaerellaceae.